GUGAACAUCGCAACGUCAGCUCAGUAGUUCAGAUUUAUUAGAGUAGUGUAUUAAGUCUAUUAAACAAAAAAUUUUAAAGUAAAACAAAAAUUUUAAUACACCAAAAAAAUUACACAAAAUAUUGUGCAGCGACCGCAGAGUCCAACCAAAACCCUCAGAGUCCAACAAAAUCUUCAAUUUGCUGCACAAAAUUCUCGAUUGUAUCUGGACAGUGAUUCCUACCCAAGUAUAGUGCCCUCCGAUUCACGAUGUCAAAGCGAAGGAUAGGGAGGCCGAGGGCCAAGUCUAUGAUUUUAUUGUCUGCGCCAGAGCCCGCGCCAGCUGAGGCCGCGCCAGCGGAGAAAGCGAGGCCCACCACGGUUAAGGAGUCGCCGCCGCCGAUAUUCAUCUUUGACGUUGUGGUGACCAAUCUGGCGGCGAAGGGCGUAGAAAUCGAUGAUCCCAAGCGGCUGGCCAUCGAUGUCAACUUCAAUCGCAUGCCCUUGACGCUCACCUCGAGCCGGAUCAAUGUCAACGAGUUCAAGCCGGGCAGCGGCCUGGAGUUCCAGACGUCGCCCAAAUCGCUGCGCACCACCCUCGAGGAAUGCGGCAUGACGUUCGUGGUGAAGUACAUGGAUCGCGCCGUGGGCAACGGCCAGAUAUCCUUUCCCGAAGCGGUCACGGAGCGCAUCGAAGCGGACAUGAGCGACAUCAUUCACGUGGACACGUGUGUGCUGGGCAAGGGCGGGGAGUCGGCUGGUCAGCUGGAGGUACUCUGCCGCCUGGUCAUCCGCUGCAACGAUCUGCCAAAGGGGGCCGAGAGCGAGUGCCAGCGCAACAUGGACAAGAGCAUCAAUCCGCAGGACAUAAUGUUCGUGAUGGGCGAGUCGCAGCACUGUCCCAGUCCCUGCGAUCCCUGCCUGGAUGCCUUGGACUCCGAGCCGGGGGACGAGCGACUGCGCCUGGAUCUGCAGCGAUAUCGCAGCCACACGGCCGGCGCCAUUGAUCCCAACAAAAUGAUGACGGACAGGCCAUCUGGUAUUCCCGCUUGCUGUGAACUGAAGAAAAUGGCCGUGGAGUAUGAGCAGCUGAUUGACUCCAUAACCCGAUCCACGGGCUGCGCGCCGCCUCCGAAGCCGCCGUGUCGGCACCCAGAGGAGUUCGAUAUGAGUCCCUGUCGCGACACCCACAUGCCCGUGGAUAUGCACAUGCUGGGUGAUGCCCCCCCAGCGCCCCAACUGCCCUGCUUCUCGUACCUGCCGACGCGUCAGGAGCAGCAGCCGGACUUUUGCGAUCGGAAUCGCAUACCCAUGCCCAUAGCAGACUGCGACGGCAAGCGGCCGGAGAUCAAGCCCAUCCGCUUCUGUCCCGUGUGCCUGACCAACAUGUCCUGGAUGCCCAAGUUCGCGUCCUGCCCAAAGUGUGGCAUCAAGCCGAUGCCGGUGGUGGAGGAGCGGCACAAGGAGAAGAAGCUGACGGCCGAUCAGAUUCUGCUCGAAUUCCUGGGCAAACCGCCGGCCAACAUCGAUGAUUACUGCGUGGAUCCGUGCGACAAGGCGGCCAAGGACAAGGAUGCUGGUGGCACCGACGAGUGUCCGCCCUGCCGCUGCACCUGCAAAUUCGGCAAGCUCUGCGCCCACUGCCGCAUCCGGAAACUGUGCGCAGACAUCUUCAAGACGGACCAGGUGCAGGCCAAGUGCCCCAAGGUGGAGCCGCAGCCGACCGAAGACUUUUGCGUGGUGAACAAGUCCAGCAGCGAGGACUGUCGGCCCUAUCUUGCCAAGGUAUUCUCCGAGCUGCGCGACCUCUACGACAUCAAGGACACUAAAAAGUUGUCCGACUUCGACGAGAACUGUGAGCUGAAGAAGACCAAGGAGGAGGAGGAGCCGCACAAGACGUCGCGCAAGGACGUUCGCAAGAACAUCAGCAAGGAUAACCUCAAGAAGAUGACCACGCGAAAGCCUCUGUACAUCCCAGGCGAUGGCAAGCGCCCCACCAACACCCGCACCGUGACCGGCCGCCACAAGCACUGCGUGCGCCAGCCGGGCGGCGUGUCCAGGGACCACGGCUGGGCGUGGAGCAGCAGCUACGAGGCACGCAAGAUGGGCUGGCGACCCGGCGCCAUACGGCGGCCCAUCAAGAAGCUGAUGAAGUUCUUUCUGGUGGACUCUACCCGUGAGUCGGCCUUCAAGAAGUGCAAGGCCGCGGAGGCCGAGGCACUGGCCAAGGAGCUGCAGCAGCCGGUGCUCAAUGUGUGCAAGAAGAACGGCGAGAUCUUCAUCACCCUGCGGCCGUUGAGCACGCUCGGGAUGCGACAGAAGCCCAUCACCUUCCGGGUGGUGAAGAGUGAGCUGGCCGUGGCGCUGCGCCACAUCAAGCGGAUACUCAAGGACAAGGGCUUCAGAAAGUGCACCUGCCGCCAGACGCUGAUGAUGUGCACCUGCCGCAACACCAUGGAGAAGCAGCAGCUCUUCCGCGCCCUGAACAAGGAGUGCCAGCGCCACUGCAUAGCGCCCUGCGCCGACCAGCUCAUCCUCACCGACACCAGCGAGAGCGACAUGGAGUUCGACUUCGAUGUGACGCCCCCCGCGGGCACCGAGCAGCCGUACAGGCGACCCAAGGCGCGCACCGGAAACCGAGGCACCCAGACCAGCAAAAAGGACAAGCUACCGCCGCCGCCCAAGUAUCCCGCGAAGCAGAAUCCCUACUGGCGAGCGUACAACUGUGCCGCGGGCGAUCGCUAUGUGGCCACGGCCUUUGGGUCGCCCGGCGAGGAUGUCUUCGAGGAUGGUCUCUUUGGCUGGGGUGGCGGUGGACCGCACGGCCCGUCCGCCGAGCCUGGCGGCAAGCCGAAGGCGCCUGGCAUCUGGGGCUCUCCUCAGGGUGGCCCGAUGCCGGCGGGACCAGGAGGAGCCAGUCGAGGCGGCCGAGGCAAUGCCUCUGGGGGUGGAGGAGGCGGAGGAGGAGCAGGCGGUGGUGGCGGUGGCGGCACAACCGGAUGGAAAGGAUUCCCCAAGGGUGUGGCUGCCAAAGUGGCCGCAGCUGCUGCUGGGGGAGGUCUGAAGGGAACACUGGCAUCAGUUGGUCGUGGAGGCGGAGCAGGGGGAGCAGGCGGAGGAGGCGGAGGAGGCACCAGUGGACCCAUUCCGGUGCGAAUGCCUCAGCGCUAUAUGAAGGCCCAGGAGCAAGCGGCCAAUGCCGAAAAGGAGGCCAAGCAGAAGGAAGUCGAUCAGAAGAAGAAGGGCAUCGACAUGAUGAAGUACCUGCAAAAGUCUGGAGCUCUCACCAAGCCGUGGAACCCAGCCGACGGCAAGGGUCCGAAGGGCAAGCAGACCGGCCCUGUUAUCGGACCCGAUGGCCUAACCGACGCACAGCGCAAGCGACGCGCUCUGCUCGAGAUGCCCGUGCCCCCGCUGGAUUCGAUAACACGCCGGGGCAAGCCCUUCGAUCCCUGUGCCGCCUACUGUGGCUACUACUGCUAAGCGCGCGUGUGUCUUCUCCACUUCUCCAUCCCACCCGACACAUCCGACACAACGAUUUUCAAGCAUUUCCAUUUGGUGUGAAAUUUUAUUUGACACUUUUCCCCGCCUUCAUGAAAAAUUCAGCAAGUGUGUUGGCGUUUUGUUGUCGCUUUGCCUCGAAGCUGAUCAACCAGCGACGAUUCGCUUUCAAUUGACAUCACGUCUUCGCCAAGAACAUGUACAGGGGGGGAAGGGGGGCCAAGCAUCCACCUCACUAAUGCUGCGAAAAUCCAAUGGCAUUAACAAAUGUUAUGUUAUGUAGAAGAUUGUAUAAAGCUUGUGCAUUAUGCAUGAAAUAUGGCAA
Drosophila obscura is the source of this 3804-nucleotide messenger RNA. RefSeq lists its product as uncharacterized. NCBI's taxonomy places the organism in Eukaryota, Metazoa, Arthropoda, Insecta, Diptera, Drosophilidae. The record is from RefSeq and is a predicted model, not a curated record. Bases 249 to 3461 code for a protein of 1070 amino acids. The transcript has 3 exons.